Molecule: messenger RNA, 864 nt
Organism: Halichondria panicea
Lineage: Eukaryota; Metazoa; Porifera; Demospongiae; Suberitida; Halichondriidae
Exons: 6
Coding region: 136-780 (214 amino acids)
Source: RefSeq, a predicted model, not a curated record
CUACCGUAUUGAUCUUUACCCUAUACUCUGCACACAGGCUAGGGCCGGCCAGGGGUCUCCAUCACGUACCAUAGUUAUUGGUUAUUGCAUGGUUAUAGUAUCUAUGCUCUAGCUAUAGAUACGAAGAUUUAAUAUAUGGAGACACCAGAAAAAGAUGGUCAGGAUGGGGGUGAUCAAGUCAGACUCCUCAUGGGAUUAGUUUCUCUCAAAGAAAUCAGAGAUCAUCAACAUACUUUGCAGCAGAUGCGUGGCAAACUUGAGCGUUGCUAUGGCGACUACACAGAAUGCAGAGAUUUUGCCAUGCAAUGUGGUGCUGAGCUCAGCAAGUUGGAAGGUGAAAGGUUGUGUCUGCAGAAUCGACAGCAACAAAUUGAGGCCGACAUGAUCCAGAUGACAGACCUAAAAAAGGAACUAGAAACUGCAUCUACCCACUGUGUAAUGUCUGCACCCACUGAACUGUACAAAGUAUUAGAAGAGCAGGUGAAUGAGAAGAGAAAAACACUGGGUAUGGAGAUGUUACCUGAAUGUGAAGCCUUCUCAAAGCUUUCCAGCGAUUCUAUAAUAACAUCGUCUUCUAAACAAAAGAGACACUUUCGCCAAAGUAAUUCACAUGGCAACAGCAGAGCACACCCCUAUUCCAGCACAGCGGUCAAAGCAGGUCCUUCUUACAAGCAGUGCCCUAAAUGUGAUCAGCUUAUCCCCAGGAAUGCAGUAAUUUGCUCAAACUGCCACUCUUUAUGCAGUCGACCUGGUCAUAGUACUGGCAAGAAUCGAUUGUGAACCCCAUUUUGAAUUAAUGGUUAUUAAUAAUUUCACCCACAUCAAUAACAAUAAAUUAAAAUUGAGAUGAAAGUUUUCGUAUUC